Scleropages formosus (Asian bonytongue) is the source of this 5058-nucleotide messenger RNA. Its product is annotated as transmembrane protein 198-B-like. Gene Ontology annotation, biological process: positive regulation of canonical Wnt signaling pathway. The transcript is spliced from 3 exons. Bases 1149 to 2261 code for a protein of 370 amino acids. The record is from RefSeq and is a predicted model, not a curated record. Lineage: Eukaryota; Metazoa; Chordata; Actinopteri; Osteoglossiformes; Osteoglossidae. Gene Ontology annotation, cellular component: plasma membrane; cytoplasmic vesicle.
GCAGAGUACCAUCAGAGAAUUUUAGAAGGGAGCGUGGCAAAAGGUUACUGGCUGGAAGGCAAACCACUUUGCAUUAAGGAAUUGUUUUUCUCUGUACAGCUGCUUGGUGAGUUUUCUUGAUAGCUUCUCAUUAACAUACCUAAGACAAUUCCUGAAAAUCCCAUGGGAGCGUUAUACCAAUCAAACAGGUAUCAGACUGGAAGUUUCUCUGGCUGUAUGGCAAAGGUCUGAGUGCGAUCACAGUAUUUAUUUGCUAACCAUGGUAGAUAGACACCCAAAACCCUACUGAGGUAUCGUGAUUCCAACAGUGAAAAAAGCAAGGCCAGUGAGAAGGCUCAGAUCUGUCAAGAUGGUCCUAUAAGUGCUCCCCAGUGUGUUAUCUGACUGCGCCUUACAUAUCACUGUCUCCAAUCACAGCUUAAUAACUGGUCAGGUGACAGGUGUGAAUAAUUAAUUUCCCAUGCUUAUGACUAUGACUUUGCAGCACUUCUCUCGUAAACUACAGCACACACAGAAAAUGCAGGUUUCAGGGGAUAUUUCCUGCUGGUUGAGAUCAGACCGUGUCUUUGAGAGAGUCGCCAAACUGUUGCCGAGCCUACUGGGAGCACGGCUUGACAAGCGCAAUGUGUUGCGAAGACGCAUGCUGAAUCAGAUAUCAGGCUAGCACUGCACGCCUGAGUGGGGUUGAGUGUCGGCUCACUGAGCACAAUUAACACACCCUCUUAGUUGCACCGAAGACUUUAAUUAAACACUCCUGAAGACCAUCAUUCCCUACAACUCCACUCCCUUCUGGAUCAAAUAUGAGCUUAGGCUGGCCGCUACGAAUCAACACAGCCAUCUUGCAGAAUCUCAAAGAGUCCAGACUGCUGUUUGGCAGAUCAGUGGGGAUAAGGUGAAUUUUUGGAUGCUUGAAAAUUGGCAAAGGCAGAUCUAGAAGCAAGAGGUAGGGGAGUGCUUAAGGUCGUGGCUUUGCAUAUAGAAGACCUGAAAGACCUGGGUUUAAAACCCUACUCCUGAAGUUGUAUUGUUGAGAAAGACUUGCACCCAGAAUGGUUCCAGUAAGAAUUAGCCAGGUGUAUAAUUGGCUAAGAGUUCUUUGGAGCAUCAUGUAAUUGACUAAAGGGUGUGUAAUCUAAAUUAGCUCACUGAUGAGAAACAAUGGUGAUCAUGGAGACACUACCGAGAGGAGCUUUAGUUCUAAAUGUGGAUUGUGUCUCAGUUCUUGUGUCUUUCCUCAUUCUCAUUUUUUUGUAUUCUCCCCCCUUUCUGUCUCUCAUCUUUGCCUCCCAUCAUGCCACUCUGCACUCUUGCCUCCCCUACCUGCAGGGUACCGCUGCUUCAAGGCGGUGAUGUUCCUGACUGGCCUCAUGUUUGGCUCUGUGGUCAUCUUCAUGCUGUGCUACAAGGAGCGUGUGCUGGACACUCAGCUGAGUGUGGAGGCCAGCGCGGGCAUUGGUCUGGGCAUCGGUGUGCUGUGUGGCCUGGUCACCAUGCUGGUUCGUAGCGUGGGCCUCUUCAUGGUCGGCCUAUUGCUGGGUCUGCUGGUGGCCGUGGCGGCACUGGUGGUCAUGGAGGAGUUCCACCACCCUCGCACGGUCUGGGUUCCCCUGGGCGUGCUGCUGGGAUCCGGCAUGCUCUUCGCCGUGCUCACGCUGCAGUGGCAGCGCUGCUUCACCACGCUCUCCACGGCAGUCUUUGGCGCCGCCGUUAUCACUGUCGCCGUGGACUACUUUGCGGAGCUCUUUGCGCUGGUGCACUACGUGUAUGAGCGCAUCAAGGUGGCACCGGCCCGACGCGUGUGCUGGUUCACCUGGGUCAUCCUGGGGGUGUGGCCUGUAUUGACACUGCUUGGAGUGCUCAUCCAAUGGAAGGUGACUGCGGAAGGCUACUCCCACACUGAGGUGAUCAUCAGCCGCCAGCAGCGGCGCGUCCAGCUGAUGCGGAUCCGCCAAAAGGAGGAGCGACGGGAGGGAAGGAAGAAGAAGAAGAAGAAACAGCAGCAGCACCCCCACCACACGCACCCACCGAAACCGCUGUACCCCGAGCCCGCCUACCGCAGGAAACCCAACCCCAUCCGUCGCUUCGAUGGAGACGUGCUCUCCCCGAGUUAUAUCCAGAGUUUUCGAGACAGGCAGGUGGACAUCCAGGAAUACCCCCAGGGGCGCCUGAUCGGCGCAGGCCACACCAGCAUAGACAUGGACUAUGACUGCGGUUCCACUGUGCCGCUGACAGCUGCUGCGGGGCAGGCCAUGAGGGUGUGACUCUGCUCCCGACUGGCCUGGUUGUUCACGACUGACUCUAGUCUCCUGAUGAAAGUUCUGGGUGAAGAUCGCUCAAAGCCUAGCUUUCCCAGUUCCUUGUUCCCACGAUGUUGACCUCUCCCUCUUCUGCACUCUCUCAGUACUCGCAGUCCUCCCCCCUCAACCCCACAGGGUGGCAAAGGGACAGCAGCGUGUACCAGGUCUCCUGCCAUGCCUCUGUUUUGAACGAUGCUCCCAUUUGAGACAAGGUGCUACAUUUCACUCGUUGCAUUCUGUUACAUCACUUAUUAGCAGCUUCCUGCCGCCGUUUCCCGCUUCCUCAUGAGUGAAGUUCUCCUGAGGGGAGCUGGUGACUUGGGGAUCAUAGGGCCUGUGGCUGACGCCGUCCUCACUGCACAUGUCCUUCAUCUCCAGGCGUUAUUACCUUGUUUUGGAGCUAAUGAUGUUAGGUCAUUAUGAUAAUUUAAUUUAUUUUGUUUCAAUUUUCAUUUGGGGACCCCCCCAUUACAAUUUGCCAGUUUGCCAUAAUAUUUGAAGGUUAGUUAAACAUAAUCAAAAAAAGUCUCCACUGACAGAUGCAUUGUUUCUGUCUGUAACAUGCAGUGGUAUUUGCUUUCGAACCCAGGCGCUGCUUUGUGGUUCCCGAAUAGUCUGUUGAUUCUCAGCGUAACUGAACGAGAAAACGCGAUCAAAAAAGGGAAAUGAGAGAACACCUUCUGGUGUGAAAGUGUAGACAAAUGUAACACUACCUUUUUUUGUUUGUCCAGGAGAAUUCUUACUUGGGAAUACAGAAAGAAUUUCAUUUACAUGUAUUAUUUGUUGUUAUUUCUUCAGCCCUUACCCAAUUGGGCAAGGUAAUUUGCAUUUUUAUGUUGUUACACUUUUACACGGUCUCAGUUUUUACACGUAUCCUUUUAUGAAGCUGGUUGUUUCACACAAGUCAGGUGAUGCGAUCUGCUCAUGGAUACAAACAGCACUCCCAGCCUGGGAUGUGAUCCUACAGCCCCCUGUCACUGAUCCUGUUCUUCAGCAAUUAUCUCCACCACCCCAGACCCAGAUUAUGUUGCAGUGGGCACCAGUUUGUGACACUAAAGUAGCCUUUUGCUUCCAUUUAGAGAAGAAAGAAAAAUGAGAAAUCGGAACCAUUUUGCAAAUCUCUGCUGUGCUGUUAAGUCUGCUGCAGUUUGUCUCAGGAAUUCGUCCUCUAAGGUCCUGUCCGUAAUGCCUUUUGUUGAGGGAAAAGGUGUGAGGUGUGGACCAGCGAGGAGUAGUGUUGACUGUGGGUAAAGGAACCGCGGAUGUGAUGGAGCGAACUGGAACAUAAAAGAAGUGCCAUUUUUACGUCUCGACGUUUGUUCCGAGUUGGGAGGACUGAUGCGGAACCCACAAGCCGCAGCACCUCCUGCAGAUAGGGGGUGGUACAGCACGUCCUGGGUGUGUGUGCAUGGGUAUUGGUGUGCAGACUUGGUGAACCAUCAAGGCUGCGUGGUGCUGGGAGGAGGAUUGGCAACUUUCCUUCGAGACUGUGGAGACCAAACAGAAACAGCACAAACCCCCCCCCCCCAGACCUGUAAGAGGUCCCCUGUCCUGCUUAUGUCUCCCGCCUUACCAGCACCCCAGUGCACGACUGCACGGCCCCAGGGCCUUUCCUCCCGUUUGUACAGUGAAAGUCUGGAGGCCUCGGACAGCUGUUGACGUGUUGCAGGAUGACAGUCGGAGAGACCCACGCUUUUUGUGAAGCACAUGUCACGUCUUCAUAAGCAUUGUAUGGCCCGCUCUAAAUACUGUUAUAUUGUCAAUCCUCUUCGAUUUACCAAUUUAUUGAUUGUAAUUUUGGCCUAAAAUGAGUGUCCUUAAAAAAUGUCUUAUUUAUUUGCUUUAAUAAUUGCUUAUGAUUUAUUUGCACCUUUUGGUCUUAAAUUGUGUUAGAUUGUGGGGUUUUCUGGAGCGGUUUGGUAAGAAAUGCUGCAGUAAGGCAGUGGAAGCCUUAACCAGCGAACCCUCCUUUUUUUUGCUCUUAGCUUGUUUUGGUUUUUCAUCAAAGGUCUAUAACCCGUCUAACCCUGAGACACAGAAAGUGAACCGCUUCGGGUUGUUUGACCGAGACGGUAUUACAGAUCAGAAGGGCACAUUGCUAGGAUUACACUUGUAAUCCCACAAUUGUGUGUAUUUUGUUACUAUUGAUAUUUCAUAAAAAACCCAGUGCUGUUAUGAGAGACCAUUUUGCAGCUAGUGGGAUAACAGGUUAGAAAAUUAGGCUGUCUUACUCUAUAUUUUAUCAUGAUGAAUAUAUGCCCCAUCACCAAAUUUUAAUUUAAAUCUAUAACCUUCAGUGACCUUCUUAAAGGUAUAUGCACUAGUGACUUAUUAUUAUUAUUAUUAUUAUUAUUAUUAUUAUUAUUACUGUUGUUAUUAUUAUUUAGAAGCAUGUCUUUGUAUGGACCUGGAUAUGACAAGCAAUGUAAUUAUAACUCAUUUAGCCAUUUAGUUUGGUGCCCCAUAUCCUCUGGUUUGCUGUCGCAAUUUCUACUAAAGAGCGUUUGCACUCGUACACCAGGACUUUUCAGUCUGUGUAUAUACAUAUAUGCAUCUGACAGCAGCAGGCUGUACGUAGACGCAGGUUUGCCUGAAAUUUCUAUCGGAGCUCAAGAAGUAUGUGUGAAUGUAUGUCUCUGUGUAUUUGCGUGCUUUUAAUUUAUUCGGUUACUGUGUGUUCACCCUCCCUACAACUGCUGUGCUUAAAUGACCUGUUUUAAAGUGUACUGCAAAUAUGUUUUCAAUAAAUUAUUUGCUGACA